GGCUUCAAUUUGUUGGCAAUGAUUGCAAGCGUCGUCCAAGAACAAGCUUUCCAGUCUAAAAGCUGGAGCGAUUUUGUAACAUGACAGACAACGACUCUCUCACUGCCACCAGAGGCGCGCCUCAGCGGCCACCUGCGGGAACCUUUCAGAGAGCGGCGAUCGCUCUCACGAGUGUCUCUUCUGUAAUGACUGGGUCCUUCUUGAUUGUCUUCCUCUUCGAGUUAAAAUCAGAGUGUGAUGUUCCUCUCAACUGGUGGCUCUUAGGAUGUAUAUUUUUUAGCAUUCCAGCUACCUACAUUACCAACUUGGUCAAGAAACUUUACGGCUUCGAUGCUACGAUCGGUAUGGAAAUUGUUUUGCUCGUAAUUGGUUUCCUCUGGAUGGCCAUUGGCACAAUUGGGAUAAACAUGUCAACGACAUGCGAGUCGACUGCGCCACUGCUGUGGUGGACCGUUUUUAUUUCAGUGACCCUGUUCUGGUCUAUGGCUGUGGGAGCCACGUUUUUUCUACUUGCAAUCGUGUUGAUUCCAAUGGCUUUUACCGGAGGGAAAUCCCCUGGAUUCGUUUAG
Toxoplasma gondii ME49 is the source of this 569-nucleotide messenger RNA. RefSeq names its product membrane protein, putative. The coding region runs from base 81 to 569 and encodes 162 amino acids. The record is from RefSeq and is a predicted model, not a curated record. The transcript is spliced from 8 exons. NCBI's taxonomy places the organism in Eukaryota, Apicomplexa, Conoidasida, Eucoccidiorida, Sarcocystidae.